GCGCGUAAUUUGUUUUCGUAAAGUCUAAAAUUUCAGUGCGUGGUAAAGAUAAAUUCUUGGUCAAUUUUGUAUGUGCUACUUCCAGUUAUUUUUUGGCUUGUACCGCGUAAAACCUCUGUCACUACGGUACUAUUACUGUACUAAGUAAAUACGUCGUUUCAUUCGAAAACUUAGGAGUCGGCGUAAUUAAUUAGCCUUAUAAAUGUGGUAACUUGAUUUAUCAUUGCGAAUAAUUGAAUGAAACUACAGACUUUUCAUGAAGGCGGCCCCUCACAGGGACUGUGCAGAUAGUAAGAUGCCUCUAUUGAAAGGAACGACAGCAAAUUAUAUUUGUCAUAUUUGUCGGCAAUCUCAUGAAAAUCUCAUAACUCUUCACAGGCACCAUGUGUCUGCUCAUACCUCAGAGGAACUUUCCUUCGCCAUGAUUGCCUUAAAUGGUUGGACAUUUACGAGCAGUGACGGAAAAGUGAUUGAAGGUAGUGUAGAUUCUGUAACUCACGACGGAAUAUGUGGUGAAAAUGACGCCACGACGACGGAAACGGUGAAACAAUCCGACGAAUGUCUAUCAGACAUUUCAUUACCAGCGACAUCCUUGACUGAUGACGGUCCAGUCAAUUUAGUUCCUUUCUACAGCGAAAACUCUCCUUUUAAAUUAUCAGAUGUACCAUUGGAUAUGAGCAUUUUACAUGACAGUGGUAGCGUUAGUGAAAGAAGUGUGAAUCCAGCAAAGAGUGCACAGCCACUGUAUGGUGGAAAUAAUUUAAAUGUACCUGUGAUGCUUCAAGACAAACAAAGGACUGCUAUAAGUGGUAUAAAUGACCAAUGUGAUCACUCACCUUCUGCAGUCUCGAGUGAUGAUUUCAGUGGUUCUGAAACUGAAACUGAUAUAGAGGUUAAUGGAAGUGGACGAUUAUUCGAUAGUGACUAUGAUAUCAAGAUAGAUAUUUUUGAUGAAUAUGAAGACCUAGAAACAGAGGAAGGUAGCAGACCUCUUCGCCCAACCAGAAAUGAGGAUAGUAUCAACAAUUUGACAGUUGCUGAAAAUAGCAGUAUGGAAUGCAGUAGUAGAUGCGUUUUAGCAGUGGAAAGUUCCCAGAAGAAAGUGGUGAAGAAAGAAUGCAUAAAUGACUCUUUAGCUUGUGUUACAGAAGACCCGAAUAAUACUUUUGAAAAUGAAAUUAUGCCUUGUACAAGUGAUAACAAUUGCACGUUGGCAUGUGCAGAUACACAUUCUCACAAAAAUAACCAGUCUGUAUUUGAUGACACAAAAAAAGUGAGUGAUAAAUGCAGUGAGAUUACAGCCUCAGAUCACAAUGUUGUGGAGUUUUCAAAAACACUUACCUGCAGUGCAGAGUACAAUGAUUCAGCUGAUUUGGUUAACAGUGUGGACUGUCACAAGGGUAAUUGUACUCUACAAGAGGUAUUUGUACCUUUGGUAGAAACUGGCAGUGCAGAAUACAGGCACAGUAUCUGUGGUACUGCUGUAACAAACACGUCAAUGGUUGAUGAACUGAGCUCCCUGCACAGAAAUUCAAGCCCCUUAUGUAAAAUAUCUGAAAAGGAAGAACUCUUAGAAAACAGCAAAAUUUAUUGUGGAGUUAAAUCUGUCUGUAACCCAGCACCUAAAAUGAAAAUUGAAAGACUUGAUCCAAAUAGUCUCACUGUUUGUACUUCUGCUUCAGAAAUUAUUUCCAGCCAAAUAAUCAGAAAAGACACUGUUCCAGUUUACAGGUGUGCAAUUACAUGUGUUACGCGCUCAGGUGGUUUCUUUAAAGCAAAAGUUGAUCCAGGUCCUUUGAAAGAUGCAACCAUUAGUAAAGUAGCAGAAAGGCGUUUCUUUUGUGAAUCUUGUGGUAAGGGUUAUAAGAAGAAAUCGCAUCUCGAAAGGCAUUUGCGAGCUCAUACUGGAGAGCGCCCAUUUCAGUGUUCGUACUGUACCAAACGAUUUGCUGUAAGAUCGAUAUUGAAACAGCAUGUCCGCAUCCAUACAGGUGAGAAACCAUACUGUUGUUCAGUUUGCCUACAGCGCUUUCCCCAAAAAUCUGGCUUGAUGACACAUAUGAUGCUCCACACUGGGAAACCAUUCAAAUGUGAUCUGUGUGAGAAAUCAUUUGUGUCAAACCACAAGCUGUUGCAACAUUUAAAAUCACAUGAAAGCCAAAAUAUUUAUUCCUGCUCAGAGUGCAAAACAAAGUUUUUCACAGAAGGAGCAUUGAGGGAACAUGGGAAGAUACACAGUGAAGCAAAGCUUGAGCUUCCUGCAUGGCAAGUGGAUUUUUUGCAAAAAGAUUUCUGAUUUGUUGAAACAUCUGUAACGUAACCUGACUGAAUUUGUUUGUUUCUUGUGUUUUAUGUGUGAUGUGUGUUCAAAACAAUGGUAAGGUCAGAAAAUUUAUAUUAGGCCUAUUAUUUGUUAAAAUGUGUCAUUUUUGUAUAUCUAAUGAAAUGUUACUAUCUACUACUCUGUUUCUGAUUGCCUGGGAACAUGUGCACUGUGCAGCAGUGAGUUGUUUACUGUCAGUGUUGUCUUUCGCAGUUUGUUAUAUGGUAUUGAUUUUAGGGAAUCUGCUUGGUUGCAUUUACUUUGUAAAAUAUGUUUUUGCCCUUGUACAUUUAUUUUCUUUUUAAUAUUUUGAAUAUGUUAUUUUGUUGCAGAUGUGUAUCACAAUUGUUUUUACUUAUCUUCUGCUUUAACAUUAUAGUGAUGUCUAUGUUAAACAUCUUUGAAACCUAGAAAAGAAAUAUAAAAUUAAAUUUCUGAAUGUGAACCAACUGAGUGGUAGUUGUCUUCAAAAUAAGUCUGUAUUGUGAUAUCUAUUGUAUAUUGUUUCAUUUAAACCAAGCAGUGUGUCUACGUGAGAUCUGUGGACCAAUUGAUAUCUUAGAUAUGUUUGUUACACAUGGAACUUGUUCAUGUAUUCUUUAAUGAAAAAUGUGAUUUUUCUUAUCUGUGAUCAUUAUUGUGCGAAGAUGUUGUUCUUCUUGUAAAUGUAUUUUUUGAAAACCUCUUUAUCAGUUCUUAGCAUCUUAAUAA
Molecule: messenger RNA, 3034 nt
Organism: Schistocerca nitens (vagrant locust)
Lineage: Eukaryota; Metazoa; Arthropoda; Insecta; Orthoptera; Acrididae
Product: zinc finger protein 263-like
Exons: 2
Coding region: 257-2296 (679 amino acids)
Source: RefSeq, a predicted model, not a curated record